Cylindrotheca closterium is the source of this 867-nucleotide messenger RNA. Lineage: Eukaryota; Bacillariophyta; Bacillariophyceae; Bacillariales; Bacillariaceae. The record is from the annotation of a GenBank genome assembly.
AUGACACCUACUACUAUCAGAGCCAUUCGAUCUUCCGGCCUGUCAUCCGGUCUCCUGAUGACGCGAUCAUCAUCACGCCAUUCUUGUCUAAUACUGUCCAAGAAUACGUUCCAAGCAUCCAGGUCCUUUUCUUCGUCUUCAGGCGGUGGAUCAUCAAAUCUUCCCUGGCAAAUUGGCACCGUCGUGGCCAUGGUGGGAACCUACGUUGUUGCCACGAAGGGAAUUGCCUAUAUUUCCAGCACGGAUGAUGAUGCUGCUGCUGCUGGAGAUCUAUUAUCACUGGAUCAAGCGGAACAUACAGGAGACGGACCCGUCCCACCACAAGCUGAAAUUACAACUCGAGUCUACUUUGAUGUGGAAAUCGAUAGUCACGCGGCUGGCCGUAUUGUUAUGGGAUUGUAUGGAGGAGUGGUUCCCAAGACUGCCAAGAAUUUUGAGGUUCUGUGCCGUGGAGAUACCUCUCACCCCAAAGGUGCCAAGUUGGCCUAUGAGGGAUCUGUCUUUCACCGGAUUAUACCCGAUUUUAUGAUUCAAGGUGGAGACUUUACCUUUGGAAAUGGAACUGGUGGACUUUCGAUCUACGGGAACAAGUUUGCGGAUGAGAAUUUUCACCUGAAGCAUACUGGGCCAGGACUCUUGAGUAUGGCCAAUGCGGGGAGGAACACCAAUGGUAGUCAGUUCUUCAUAACAACAGCCAAAACGCCACAUUUGAAUGGCCGACAUGUGGUAUUUGGUGUAGUCGAACAAGGCUGGGACGUCGUCAAACUCAUUGAGCUGUGCGGCAGUAGAAAUGGAAGACCGAGCCGAUUGGUAAAAAUUGCCAAGUGCGGCGUACUAGACGAAGAAGAAGAUAAUGAUAAUAAGUGA